Messenger RNA from Iphiclides podalirius (scarce swallowtail), 714 nucleotides. The record is from the annotation of a GenBank genome assembly. Lineage: Eukaryota; Metazoa; Arthropoda; Insecta; Lepidoptera; Papilionidae.
AUGCUGAAGAUUAUAAAGGACAUCAUGCAGAGGGAGAAAAACGAUCCGGAAAGAGCGAACUUAAUUAAGAAAGAGCGGCAGGAAAGCAGAAAGAAGAAGACGUACUCAGGGAUGAACCAGAAAUGUGACACUAUAUCCUGUGACUCGAGCAGCACGGAAAGGUACAAGCCCUCACGUGACUCCAAAAUGGCCCAAGAUUUACAGCAACAAAUUUACAACGAUCAACAUCCGGAGAUGACGCAGAGUAUUAAAGACACGGAAAAGAAGAAAAAGGCGACAUCAGAUGACACGUGCUCGUGCGUUUCAUGCGCGCUCAAGAAGGUGAUCGGCUCCGACUACGUCUGCAUCGCGUGCCUGGUGCUGGUGUUCUGUGCGUCCGUGGCCGUGGGCUUCUUCGUGGUGUACAAGGGCGUGGUGCCGGUGUACAUGACGCCGCACGCCCGCGACGACGCUGAGGCGGCGAAGCAGAGCGAGCUGAUGAAGGCGAGACGCCAGUUCCGCAGCGAGGGGACCGGCGGUGAUACGCCGGGGUAUGAGAGGCGCGGGCCGCCCAUUGUUCCGGACGCGCAGACGGACCGCGGUGUUUCUUUGUGCACGGCGCUCGGCGGGACAUCCCCGACUGAUUAUGAUGUCCCCUGUCCUCCGGCGCCGCGGCCCCCACCGGCGCGGGACGGAUUAAGGCGCGGUGGGAUUCGAUUUUCGAACGCGUCUCAA